Egretta garzetta (little egret) is the source of this 5616-nucleotide messenger RNA. RefSeq names its product defective in cullin neddylation 1 domain containing 1 (gene DCUN1D1). Lineage: Eukaryota; Metazoa; Chordata; Aves; Pelecaniformes; Ardeidae. Gene Ontology annotation, biological process: protein neddylation; positive regulation of ubiquitin-protein transferase activity. Gene Ontology annotation, cellular component: ubiquitin ligase complex. The transcript is spliced from 7 exons. The record is from RefSeq and is a predicted model, not a curated record. The coding region runs from base 2136 to 2870 and encodes 244 amino acids. Gene Ontology annotation, molecular function: cullin family protein binding; ubiquitin conjugating enzyme binding; ubiquitin-like protein binding.
GCUGGGCGCUGUCAGUUCACCGGGAAGCGUGGAUGUGCUGAUCCUUCUCGAACUGGGAUUAUGUUGGAGAAUUUCUGGACAGUUGUUUGGUGGAUUUGGUAAGCCUGCUGUUCAUAUAAGCGCUGUAAAGGAGGACCUAUCCGUCUUGCAUUUUCUCCAUAAUAGUGUUUUCCUUAUAGCUGAGGGUUUGCUGUGGGCUCUCAAAUUGCCUGGCUUUCUCCUUUCCCUCUUCUAGAGGGAAACCACAGGGGUUGGCACAAAAUUUGCUAUUCUUGUUUAGCUAAACAAAAGAAAAAGGCAUUCCUUAGUUUUACACGCGGGGGGUCCCUGUUGGUCUCUUGCACAGUGUCUCGUGCACCCGAGGGAACACCUUUAUGCUUCUAGGCCUUCUCUGUAUGCAAAAGCACAGCACCAACUACACCCGUACAGCUUAAAGUGGUGCUUUUCUGGAGCAGCCCUGUGGUCUGGGGAAGGGUGUCGGAGGAACGCCAAGAUCUACUGGUGUACACCUAUGGGUGUGAAGAUAUCUUAUACCUGAAGUCAGUACUACUCUGGUAAGCGGUGUUAAAAGCAUGUUGAAAAAAUAAAAACAUCACCUUGAACUGCUGGAGUUAUGUUGGCAUAAAAAUUUGGUCAGCCAGGAUUUAAAUUAGUGGUGCAGUAUGCAGACCUCUAAUAAACUUGUCACCGUGUUACUCAUAUAAUUUUUAAUUGAAUAGUUGGAUGUAGAUCUUCACUUGAGUUUUUUGUGGGAGCUUAAAACUGAAGUCUGGGUAAAGUUCAGACUGUAGAGGCGUCUUGUUGUAAUUCUGCAGUCCUGGGACUGUGUCACACAGCACUUGCGCAGUAAUGUUACACAGCUCUUUCAUGAAGACUUUUUUCCAUAGAAAUCACCUAGAGCUGUCUCAGUGCAAAACCCACCGUUGUGUCUUGUACACGCGUGUAGUAUUGGCUGGCCACGUGGUUAGAGCUUUAAAUUGAACAACACUGUAGUAAGUGGCAAUGUAACAGGUGAGGCACGUUACUCUGAGAGCAGCUUUUUGUGAGAAGCAGCAGGAUCCUCUCUGCUUCGUCUUGCUGGAAAUGCCUCACUGAAGAGCUGGUAGAUGGCUCUGUGGAUCGAUGCUAUACCGAUAGGUCGGUAUUUCUCAGGCUGGAGGGCCUAUCUGAACACUCUAGUCGUGGCCCCAAGCCUAACUGCUAGGCACGGUGCAAACAACUGUUUUCCAGGUUGUGCUUGUCGACUCGACACCCGGGUGAAAAGGUGGCAUAGGCACUGAAGCGGGACUAAGUGAGAGGCUGCAGCUUUUACAAGUAGUGAAUGCAGGUACGAAUUGUUUUUAGUGAGCAGGUGUAGCAUUCUGUACCUAUACUUGUGGUAUCUCAAAAUCCUCAGCUUAGUUAGGGGAAAGAGCAGGGAAACUUCUUCCCAGAGACCUGGGGGUAUCCACCCAGAAACAGGAGAUUCAACGCCCCGUUUGCCUGCCCGUAGGCACGACUGCUCUGGCUAGUCCUUCCGGUGGCCAUGGCGGGCUCCGGGGGCUGGGGUGCUUGUCCAGCACGGCAAAUGCUCCUGCAGCUGGGGCCUGGCUCCUGCUCACCGGCGCAGCACCGCCAGUUGGAGCACUUCUGGCUCUGAUUUAGUCUCACCAGUGUUCGUACGGCCAGUGCUCUCAGGACAGGAGUUUCCUGGCUUCGAACUGUCUUUGCCCAGUAUCCGGGAGGGAGACCGUUACAGCAGCCUGUUCGGCUCGCUCUGGCCAUUUGGGUAACUUGAAAGCGUUUCCUGGCGGGUGCUCGGGUACAGCGCCCUGGCCGUGUUCCUUGGAUUGCUGAUGGCAAACUGCCUCUCUUACCCACGUUUUCAUUUGAGCUGAGCAGCAUCUCUGUAAGUGGUCUCCUUCACCUUACCUGUUGGUCUGUGACUGCUUCAUCUCAUCCUGAGGACCCCUAAUGUGCCUGCGAAUCAAGACAGAGCAGCAAGCUGGUCCAUCAUCCUCUAAGCCAUCUUCUCUGAGGAGGAGAGCUACUGCCUCUGCUGUUGGGAAUGAUUUAAUGAAUUUAGGACUGUGUGUGAUGAUCAGGGCAAGUGUAACAAGUUGAAAUCAUCACAGAAGGAUAAAGUGCGUCAGUUUAUGGUCUUCACACAGUCUAGUGAAAAGACAGCGGUGAGUUGUCUGUCUCAGAAUGACUGGAAGUUAGAUGUUGCAACAGACAACUUUUUCCAAAACCCUGAACUUUAUAUACGAGAGAGUGUUAAAGGAUCAUUGGACAGAAAGAAGUUAGAACAACUGUAUAACAGAUACAAAGAUCCUCAAGAUGAAAAUAAAAUUGGUAUAGAUGGUAUACAGCAGUUUUGUGAUGAUCUAGCUCUUGACCCAGCCAGCAUUACUGUACUCAUCAUUGCAUGGAAAUUCCGAGCCGCAACACAGUGUGAAUUUUCAAAGCUGGAAUUCAUGGAUGGAAUGACCGAGCUGGGAUGUGACAACAUAGAAAAACUGAAGGCCCAGAUUCCUAAAAUGGAACAAGAAUUAAAAGAGCCAGGAAGAUUUAAGGAUUUUUAUCAGUUUACUUUCAACUUUGCAAAGAAUCCGGGACAGAAAGGUUUAGAUUUAGAAAUGGCCAUUGCCUACUGGAAUUUAGUACUUAAUGGAAGAUUUAAAUUUCUAGACUUGUGGAACAAAUUUUUGUUGGAACAUCAUAAAAGAUCAAUUCCUAAGGAUACCUGGAAUCUUCUUCUAGACUUUAGUACAAUGAUAGCAGACGAUAUGUCUAACUAUGAUGAGGAAGGGGCAUGGCCAGUUCUUAUUGAUGACUUUGUGGAAUUUGCACGCCCUCAAAUUGCUGGGACAAAAAGUACGACAGUGUAGCACUAAAGGACCCCUCUAGAAUGUACAUAGUCUGUACAAAUACCUGCAAUGGAAAAUUGCACAGUCAAUUUCUGCUGGCUGGACUGAACUGAAGAUCAAUCCUCACAAUAUGGCUGAGGGUUGAGACAAACCUUUAAGGAUACAUCUUGGACCAUAUCAUACUUCAUUCUUCUACUGGUGGUUUGGGCUUUUCUUCUAGUCUGGACCACUCUUGCCCAUUAAAAUUCCAACAUUGUGGAUUUCAUCACGGAAUUUUUUUUUUUUUAAUUUUUUUUUUUUUUGGUGGACCACCCUAGUUUCAUCUCCCACAAGUCCUAGGAGCUUUAUGAUUAUUUUGAGGUUUCUGGUUUCACAUAAAGCACAACGCUGGUCAUCAUCAGACAACUGUUGUAUGACAUCUGAAUUAUACAGAUCAACAUCAAAACAAUUUUUAAAAGAAUCCUUAAAUAUACACUUGGGGCUAGUUGCAAAGACUGCGUCGAUAGCACUUCCUGUAAGAGUGAUAUAUUUAAGUGUACUGGGAUACGACUUGGUUUUUCUUUUUUUUUUUUUUUUUUUUUUUUUUCUGGAAAAGUACAGGUAUCGUCCAGGUGAGCUUGAGUAUCUGGCAGAAGCAAUCACAGACAUAACCAGCAAAAGCCAAGGCUGUUGGUACUGGGGUGUCCGGGUGCCCGUCUGAGCUGGCUGGGCGAGCAGCUGGAGUGCGACACAACUGAAGCACGCGUGUGUAACGCUGCGGUCAGCCUCCGCUGCGCGCCGCUGAGAGACGCUGCGAGCGUCGCGACAGAGCCCGGGGUGCUCGAGGUUCUUACCUGAGGAACCCGAUUCCAUUACCAUUUCGAAAUGCUUAUCUGUCUGUCAAAGAAAGGCUUCAUUUCUGUGGAAACCUAAAACUUGAAUACACUGAAUUUGUGUCUUACGCUUGCUACACAGUGCAGUAUUUUAAACCGAGACAGGGAAUUUUUAUGCUUGAGGUAUGAUGAAGCAAACGGCCCUGUUGCACAAGAAGCCGGUGAGUUUGGUGUGAACCUAGGUUUUAAAACCAUUAUCCUGAGAAGUGAGUUACGCCUUUGUAGCACAUAGGUACUGCCAUUGUGGAUGACACCCAUUUUUUAAUUCUUCUGUUGAGUUUUCCUUAAAUUGAUGCAUCGCUGUGGUUGCCAAAUACAGAAAUUGAGAGUAAAGCUUUCCCAAACCAGCACAGAUCAGCUAUGAGAUACUACACUGGCUUUGUUGGCUUAAAUUAUUUUGUCGAUCCAUCACUACAGUUUAUUGUUUUACUGCAUUUAACUGAAUCAGUUGUUCUGGUCAAAGCAGGUUUUAUCAGAUGCAAUUCUUCUUUAUUUUUAAUAUUACGAGAGCUCUUGAGCUGCUUUUGUCCUAAACGUGGUCUUUUACUCCUCACUUUAAGUUCCUUAUGAAGAGAUUUGAUAAACACUGCUCUGUAGAACAAGCUGGGAACCACCAAGCUCCGGGAACAGACGACUGUAGUUACCAGGCAGGAGAGGGUGAAGCCCGUGCCCUGGACAGCCCCGUGGUAAGGCCCAGUUAUUUUGAAAGGAGCGAUUGGCGCUUGCGUUGAACAGCAGAACACUUUUAUGCAGAUACUAAAAGUAUUUUAGGAAAAAAUUGACUAUUAAAGUGCUCGGAAAGCUUGCAUGUGUUCCCUGAAGCUGACGGUGAGGCGAGCUCCCCUGCCAGCGCGUGCGCGGUACGAAAACCCAGCGGUGCGUUUGCUUCAGGGAUGCAGCUCCCCAAACCCAGUGCUGACUGGCGCCAGCUACCAGGACUGGCCAAAAGGCGCGUGGUUUGCCCAGUUUUGUGUAAAUAUAUACGGGGACUUGAAUUUGCGGGGGUGCGUGUGGAAAAAAGCUCUGCAGGGUAUCUGUGCGUGCUGUUUCCUGUCUCGAGGGCUCUGGUGCAGCUUCAGAUGGACAAGUUCACGUCCGUGUGUCGGGAGGGGAGGGGGGCCUGGCUUCUCAUCCCAACACAGACCUGUCCCUCGGGAAGGUCUGAGCUUGGGUGGUGGCGUGGUGCCCCAGGGUUUUAACGAAUAUUCCUUUUGGAUGCAAGAUCCUUUCAACAAAAUAGUGUUGUCAUCAGUGUGGUACUACAUGCUUAUAAUUACUGUGUAAUUAUAAAGAAAUGCAUAAAACUUUGACUAAUUAUGGUGCAGGAAAGGGUUAUUUGUGCUGUGAUGGCAUCCUCAGUGUUUUUCAAAACGAGUGACUGAAGUUGAAAGCGACAUCGCUCUGACGGGGGGUGUCCUGAGGGCAAAACGCCUGGCAGCAUCGCGCCCUGCUCAGAUGGGGCCAUGGGGAUUUUUCCUUUAUGUAUUUGUGUGGGUUUUCUUUUUUUUUUUUUUUUUAAAGAAUGCAAGCAGUUGCUUACUUGGGUCGCUUUAACGUGUAAGUGCUUAUCUCUUCCAUUUGAUGAUCUCCCCUUCAGUGGAUCAAUUUAAUUUUGCCAAAUGUCAAGAAAAAGAAAGGUGAACAUCAACUUUGUAACCUGCUUUUAUACAUUAAAGAUGUACACAAUGAGAAGUGCCCUGAUAUAAAACACUUAAGCUCGAGAUUAUAUUUAGUAGAAAAAAAAAAAGAAAUCAUUCCCGUCUCUGUAAGUUGAAGUGUAACUGCUUACAGUCCCUCUCGUGACAGACAGAGGCAAUAAAGCUCCAGUGAAAUCGCCGUGGCUGAGGCUUCUCAGGCAGCGUGGCAGUGUGUUAUUUGUGCCGGCGGCUCUAGGA